This is a messenger RNA of Cuculus canorus (common cuckoo), 3604 nucleotides long. RefSeq names its product DNA polymerase delta interacting protein 2 (gene POLDIP2). Bases 121 to 1245 code for a protein of 374 amino acids. The transcript is spliced from 11 exons. Gene Ontology annotation, biological process: error-free translesion synthesis. The record is from RefSeq and is a predicted model, not a curated record. Lineage: Eukaryota; Metazoa; Chordata; Aves; Cuculiformes; Cuculidae. Gene Ontology annotation, molecular function: DNA binding. Gene Ontology annotation, cellular component: mitochondrial nucleoid; nucleus.
CAACAUGGAGAGCUAUAUCUGGGGCGGAAAACCAUAGAGUGCGGCCGCGAGCUAGAGCGGUGCCGUCUGUGUUCCUGGGACUGGGGUUGGCGUGGUGCAUUGUGGGCUGGCGGCAGGGUGAUGUCGGUAGGCGCUGUGCGGCGGUACGUGGCGGCGGCGCUCAGCCGUUGUCGGGCCCGCGGGCCGCCACUCUGGGAACCGGCACCGGCCCCAGCCCGUGGACUGCGGCCCUUGGGAACGGGGGGAGCCGCCGUCGCCCUCCCGCUGUUGCUGCCGCCGCGGAGGCACCUCUCGUCCCGAAACCGUCCAGAGGGCAAAGUAUUGGAGACUGUGGGGGUGUUUGAGGCACCGAAGCAGCAUGGCAAAUACGAGACCGGUCAGCUAUUUCUUCAUAGUGUGUUUGGCUAUCGAGGAAUAGUCCUGUUUCCAUGGCAAGCCAGGCUUUAUGAUCGAGAUGUGGCUUCUCCUGUCACAGAAAAGAGCGAGAAUGCGACAGGCCAUGGUUCCAAAGAGGUGAAGGGCAAAACACAUACUUACUACCAGGUGCUAAUAGAUGCUCGGGAUUGUCCACAUAUAUCUCAGAGAUCCCAGACGGAAGCAGUGACGUUCCUGGCAAAUCAUGAUGACAGCAGAGCCCUCUAUGCUAUCCCAGGUUUAGACUACGUAAGCCAUGAAGAUAUCCUUCCCUACAGCUCCACAGAUCAAGUACCCAUCCAGCAUGAGCUCUUUGAGAGGUUUCUCAUGUACGACCAAACAAAAGUUCCACCUUUUGUAGCACGGGAUACGCUGUGUGCGUGGCAGGAGAAGAACCAUCCCUGGCUGGAGCUCUCCGAUGUGCACCGAGAAACCACAGAGAACAUCCGCGUCACAGUCAUCCCUUUCUAUAUGGGCAUGAGGGAAGCCCAGAAUUCCCAUGUCUACUGGUGGCGCUACUGUAUUCGCUUGGAGAACCUUGACAGCGAAGUGGUACAACUCCGAGAACGGCACUGGAGGAUAUUUAGCUUGUCUGGCACCUUGGAAACGGUCAGGGGCCGUGGCGUUGUAGGGAGGGAGCCAGUUUUAUCCAAAGAACAGCCAGCAUUUCAGUACAGCAGUCAUGUCUCCCUGCAGGCAUCCAGUGGUCACAUGUGGGGUACUUUUCGAUUUGAGAGGCCUGAUGGCUCCCACUUUGACGUCCGAAUCCCACCCUUUUCUCUGGAAAGCAACAAAGAUGAGAAGACCCCCCCUUCCGGCCUUCACUGGUAGAUGGAGCAGACGGAUUGCCGGGACCCGCAGAGACCUGUGUGUGAUGUAGACCUUUGCCUCCCCAUUACACUGCAGCCAAGAACAAAGAGCUUUUAAACAUUUUAAACCAUUUUUGUUUUAACGUUGUCUAACGGGGAGGCUGUUUUGAACUUUAAUACUGGCUCUCUCAGGCCCCUUGUAAACACAAGCUGUGUUACAGUUAACCCUUCCCUUUGUGGCGCCGCUGGGGUUCGAGCUGGGGAACAUAAAUCGGUGCUGCAGCAGAAGAUUGGCCCCCAGCAGGCCCAGACCCUCUCCAAUGUGUUGUGAAUUCUCUGCAAUGUGAGGUUUCUCUAAUAAACUGGCCCUUCCAGUUGCAACCAGUCUUCCUUUACAAACCAAGGCCUAGGCUUUGUAUCCAGCCUGCCCCGGCUUGUUGCUCCCAUCCUCCUUGCCAUGCAAAGUGGAGUCAGCCAAGACUUAGUGCUGCUUGGGGAGGCAGCAGCAAAGACCUUUUAGGAAGCAGAAAUGUGAGCUCAGCCUCCCUGCGGUGCAGCUGCUUUCUGGGAUUUAGCUAGCGUGUGGCAGAGCAGCCUGUGAGCUCUGAGAACUCCGCUUCUCCUUACACAGCUCAUCUGGGCUGAACGCUGGAGCAAUGCGAAGCCAGUUUUCUCAGAGGAGAGAGCACAGAGGGAGGGAAAGUGGGUUGGCAGGUGGUGCUGAGUGUGCCCAGAGCUUCGGGCUGUGUAUUGUGGUUGUACAGGAGAGCUGAAAGGAGCUCUCCCCUAGUGAGGCCUUGCCUCGCUGCCGGGAUGUGCAUCCUGGCUGCCAGAGCAGACUUUGCUGCUCACACUGCAGCUGUAACCGUAUUUCCCUGGUGGUUUUUGCUUUGGCAGGAAGAGCUUCUUUUAACCUGCUGUGCUGUUGGCCACAUGAGAUGGCGCUUGAGUUUUGCUCCUGCUUGCUCAGCAGGUUGUAAUUUUGCUACUUGGUGUGGAGGGCCCAGCAGAACCGGUCAGUGAAAUGGCUGUAAGCGGUGUGGAGUUGUGGGAAUGCUGCUUUUACACACACACAGGGCCAGGUCCACAGUGCAAAUGCAGCGUUAGCUCUUUUUCCACACCAGAGCAGCUCUUGGCAGCUCUGAGGAUUGUAGAGACCUGGGGAAUCACAGCCCCUGUGGUUGGGACCCCUCUGGCUGGCUUUGGGUUUCCAGAUUUCUGGAUGGCUCGCAGGGGCAGAGGUUGUUGGCUUUGUGAUGGGAACCAUGGAAAGAAGAAGUUUCAAACCCUGGAAACUCCUUUCCUUGGCUUUCCUUAAAGGACAAGGGAUAACCAACUCAUGGGACUGCUGUUUGUUUCUGAAUCGGAAGUAUUCUAGUUAUCCCCUCUUCCCCUGAGGCUUCUCUCGACAGCCUCUCUGCAUGUGGCUCCGCCAGGCAGUGCUGUGGCUGUCAUGACUGAUGGACAAACACCCUUCAGAAAUGACAGUGGGAGAGCCUCGCGUGCUGUCCCACAGCCAGCAGAUAGCUGUGCAGAGAGGCUUAGUGCUGUUGAAGCAGUAGUACUUUAUCUGUCACUGAUGUCUUAAUUGUGUGUCUUCCUUCCAUCUCCUGCGGGAUGUGGUAGUUACGUUUCUUUCAGAUUUGAAAGGUUUAGACAGCCAGCCUGCUUUUAGGGGUAGAAAAGGAUCUGUAAAGCUGACAACCCCAUGCUGCCACUGCCAUUAUGAUUCCUUCACAGGAGGAAAAGGCGGGGAUUAUGCCUUGUGUUUGGAGGAACCAGCGACUUGCAGGAACCUGCUUUUUCCCUCCCAUGCAGUUGCUCAAUUGAGAUCGCAAUAGGAGCUGCCCUACUUCUCCCUUGGGUUGUAGACUUCAGCUUUACGGGCAGUUGCACCACCACUGUGAAUGGUUAACUCUGUCGCUCACCUGCCUGAGUGUCUGGGGUGCUGUGAACCUAAUCCUUCCUGUAAUGAGUAGACAGUGUUACAUUGUGGAGCGAUGGUGUGGUUCUGGAUGUCGAGGCUCUGCAGAGCAGCUUUGGCAGCUGUGGGGCUCCCACACUGUGCGUGGUGGGACGUGCCACUGCAGCAGGGCACGGCUGAGGCCUCGGGCUGUGGCAAUGGAGACGCAGACCUUGCAGUUUUCUCUAAUCAUAUUCUUUUAAUCAGCACGGCACACAGAGGUUGAAUUAAGAAAGUACACUGGCUUCUGUGUUUUAGGCAGAUUUUAUACACCUCUUCAGUUCCGAACUAAGAUGACAAACAGUAUAUUUUGUUUUGUCUAUUACACACUUGUGUUCCCAGGUGGGUUUUUCCAGACUGGCUUUUUCUCGUGCACUCAAGAUUCUUGUUUGGAGCACCUGUUUUUUUAGUCAUGUUU